UCCCGCCCGCCCAACCCAUUGCGUCACCGGAAGUGCGGCGGCGGAAGUAGUAAAAGCCGCACGGAGGUCUGAGACGUCUCCUUUGAGAAAGUAGUAAAAGCGGGCCGGGCGCUGUGGGCUGGCCGGUGGGAUGGCGGAUGAGGAAGAGGACCCCACCUUUGAGGAAGAAAAUGAAGAAAUUGGAGGAGGUGCGGAAGGUGGGCAGGGUAAAAGAAAGAGACUUUUUUCUAAAGAAUUACGAUGUAUGAUGUAUGGGUUUGGGGAUGACCAGAAUCCUUAUACUGAGUCGGUGGAUAUUCUUGAAGACCUUGUUAUAGAGUUCAUCACUGAAAUGACUCACAAGGCAAUGUCAAUUGGAAGACAAGGGCGGGUACAAGUUGAAGAUAUCGUCUUUCUGAUACGGAAGGACCCAAGGAAGUUUGCGAGGGUUAAAGAUUUGCUUACUAUGAAUGAAGAAUUGAAACGAGCUAGGAAAGCAUUUGAUGAAGCGAACUACGGAUCUUGACAACUUUGGAACUUACUGAAGCUUCCUUAUCUUUUGGGGAGACCAUAUAUAUAACCAUAUGUUUUCCAUAGGAAGGUCCCCAUAACUAGCGAUGUAAGUGAAAGGUGGAGAAGCACGAAGUUUCCCACCUUCAUUUUCAUGUCUUCUAUUUAAGACUGAUAUUUGAGCCCUAACCGGUUUGGCUCAGUAGGUAGAGCAUUGGCCUGUGGACUGAAUGGUCUCAAGGUUCAAUUCUGGUCAAGGGCACAUGCCUGGGUUGCGGGCUCAAUCCCCAAGGCAGCCUAUCAAUGGUUCUCUCUCAUCAUUGAUAUUUCUAUCUCCCUCUCCCUUCCUCUCUGGAAUCAAUAAAAAUAUAUUUAAAAAAAAAGAAAGAAAAAAAAAGUGAUACUGGAGCCUUUAACAGCCUGCCAUUAUACAACCAUACUUGAAUUACUUACUGGGUUUUAAUGACCAUACAUAAGUUAAAGGAUCUUGCAAACCAUGUAGUACCUUCUGACUUCUGACUCUCUAAACCAGUGGUCGCCAACCGGUGUUCCGUGGGACACUGGUGGUCCGUGAGGUCUAAAAGGUUGGCGACUGCUGAAUUCUAAACAAUGAAGUAUUUAUGUAUUAGGUGCAUUUGUGCCAUUGUGGGGCAUGCUCUUUAUUUUAUUUUUUUAAAUAAUUCUUUAUUGUUGAAAGUAUUACAUAUGUCCCCUUUUUCCUCCCUUUGGCCCCCUCCAGCUUCCCCCUCCAGGUCAUGCUCUUUAAUAUGUGAACUCUAAAUGGUAUCUUUGACUUUCUGAUAGCUAAGACAUGAUAAUUAAUGUUUUCAGACUACAGUAAUCUGAGAGGUUAUUAAAAGAUAGUAAAAUGGUUUGUGUUUCUUUUAAGGAGAAGAUGAUAGAAGAAAGUACAGUCUUUUGUAGGAGUGUUUAUCUGUCGUAAGGUAAUACUUUGUUUUAAUAUUCUUUCCUUUUGAUAGAAUGCUUUUUGGGAGGGAGAAAUUAAAAGGUUCAUGUGAGUGCUUCAUGUUAAAGGCUUUUUUGAUUUAAAACCUCUAGGGCAUAUACGAUUUGUCAAGUUUUAAGAAAACUCAUUUUCCCAGGUCACAUUUCCCUUCUGUAUAAAAAUAAAUGCUUUCAGUAGCAGGAAUGGCAUUGUUAAAAAGCUGACAGCAGGACAAGCAUUUAGGUGUUUUAUUAACAUUUGUUAGUACUUGUUCAUUGUGGAAUUGUGAACUUGACUAAACCAUAUGUGGUUAUGGAAACUACUUUUGUAGAUCAGGAUAUACAGCUUUUGUGUGUAUUUAGCUUAUUGUAUUAUUAUUGUACUUAGCUUAAAAUCAGGAUUAAAUUGCAUUUAGAGGGAUCACUGAAUAUUACUCUGAAACUGAAUGUGUGCCACUUCUGAACACCUAUAAAUCAGUCCUGGAGAAUUUUACUUUCUUACCCUAUUUAAGGUCUGAAAAAUUAAAAAAAGAUCAAUACUAUAA
Molecule: messenger RNA, 1979 nt
Organism: Myotis daubentonii (Daubenton's bat)
Lineage: Eukaryota; Metazoa; Chordata; Mammalia; Chiroptera; Vespertilionidae
Gene: TAF13
Product: TATA-box binding protein associated factor 13
Biological process (GO): transcription by RNA polymerase II
Cellular component (GO): transcription factor TFIID complex
Molecular function (GO): protein heterodimerization activity
Source: RefSeq, a predicted model, not a curated record